AUCGCUCCAGUAUUGGAAUGGAAUGUACACGUGUACACCAUGCGCCAGAUAGUGGCAGACGAUCAGACAGGAACAGCCUACAGUAUCAUGACUUUUACUUCAAAGAUUGGCAAACUCAUCACCUCAGUUCUCUCUGGAUAUGUGUAUGGCAUCGCCGGUCCAGUUGUGUUAUUCAGAUCUUAUGCUGUGUUAUGUGUGGCUGCUGGUUUUAUAACAUUUCAUACUUUCGGAUCACUCGGAAAUUCUCCUGGGGUUGUAACAUCAACUGAAGCAAUGGAGAGCGCAAGAGAUGAGCGGAAGUGCCUUCUGGAAAAUGGCAACUGCACGACAUUACCGCCAUUCACUAUUGACUGCAAAGUGCAUGGAAUCCAACCAAAUUGAUCCAGAAUCUCGCAUAGUAAUAAAUUUUAAAGAUUGGCAAAAACAGUGGUGGGAAAAGCAUAAUUUUGAAUGAAGUUAAGAUACUGAACAAAAAAAAAGAAGAGUGAUGAGGAAAGUUACCUUUUUACACAGAGGCUAAUUUAAAUAAAUUGAUAAUAAUAAAAAAAA
This is a messenger RNA of Anneissia japonica, 549 nucleotides long. RefSeq lists its product as uncharacterized. The transcript is spliced from 2 exons. Bases 40 to 381 code for a protein of 113 amino acids. Lineage: Eukaryota; Metazoa; Echinodermata; Crinoidea; Comatulida; Comatulidae. The record is from RefSeq and is a predicted model, not a curated record.